Messenger RNA from Plasmopara halstedii, 186 nucleotides. RefSeq lists its product as uncharacterized. The coding region runs from base 1 to 186 and encodes 61 amino acids. NCBI's taxonomy places the organism in Eukaryota, Oomycota, Peronosporomycetes, Peronosporales, Peronosporaceae. The record is from RefSeq and is a predicted model, not a curated record. The transcript has 2 exons.
AUGGGUAAAACAUCUCAGAUGGAUAGAACUGGAUACGUUUGGAUUGAUGGUUCAUCAAUUAGUUUAAAGAUCGUGACGAUAUCGUUCUAUUCACUAACGAAGACACCACCAAACUUGCAAAGGCAUUUGAGCCACGCGAUGGUGAGGCUCGCCAUGGAAUUAAGAUUGGAAUUGAUGAAGAUAUGA